Molecule: messenger RNA, 726 nt
Organism: Camelina sativa (false flax)
Lineage: Eukaryota; Viridiplantae; Streptophyta; Magnoliopsida; Brassicales; Brassicaceae
Source: RefSeq, a predicted model, not a curated record
AUGGAUGGAAUGUACAAUUUUCAUUCGGCCGGUGAUUACACAGAUAAGGCGGUGCUGAUGAUGUCACCUGAGAGUCUCAUGUUUCCUUCCGAUUACCAAGCCUUGCUAUGUUCAUCCGCCGGUGAGAAUCGUGUCUCUGAUGUUUUCGGAUCCGACGAGCUACUCUCAGCAGCCGCCUCCGCUUUGUCCUCGGAGGCUGCUUCGAUCGCUCCGGAGAUCCGUAGAAACGAUGAUAACGUUUCUCUCAGUGUUAUCAAGACCAAGAUCGCUUAUAAGGCGGUGCUGAUGAUGUCACCUGAGAGUCUCAUGUUUCCUUCCGAUUACCAAGCCUUGCUAUGUUCAUCCGCCGGUGAGAAUCGUGUCUCUGAUGUUUUCGGAUCCGACGAGCUACUCUCAGCAGCCGCCUCCGCUUUGUCCUCGGAGGCUGCUUCGAUCGCUCCGGAGAUCCGUAGAAACGAUGAUAACGUUUCUCUCAGUGUUAUCAAGACCAAGAUCGCUUGUCAUCCUUCGUAUCCUCGCUUACUUCAAGCCUACAUCGAUUGCCAAAAGGUCGGAGCACCACCGGAGAUAGCGUGUUUACUAGAGGAGAUUCAACGGGAGAGUGAUGUGUAUAAGCGAGACGUUGUUCCUUUGUCUUGCUAUGGAGCUGAUCCUGAACUUGAUGAAUUCAUGAGCCAAGGGAUUAGGAUGGUGUUGGAGUGUGGUGGGCUUUCCUCUUCUUCUUGA